CCGGCGCUCCUCGACUCCAGUCUGCUACAGGCGAUCGAGCCAACCGGUCGGUUUCCCCACGACAUAUUCAAUUAUACUUUAUCCGAUUUUCUCGACUUAUUAUAAAGGAAUACUAAUUCGCUUACAAUCGCACCGACUUGCACUCGAGCGAAUUUUCACCCGUAUCGUAACGAUUUAUUUGUUGGUUCACCACAAGUUUGUUUGUUUUUUUGGUUUCUUUGGUUGGCGGCAACGAGACAUGCGAGUUUCGAUCGCUUGAUCAAUACAGUCCUACCGAUCGAACGAAAACAAACGACAAGAUGACAGCCAAGAAGAACAAGCGCAGCCAACAGCAGCGUCAGCAGCAGCAGCAGCAACAACAACAGAGCCAACAGCAGCUGACCAGCACAACGACGAGCAGCAGCGUGAAUCGAGAGGAGUCGAUAAAGCGGGCCAAGUACAGCAAGGAGGCCCAGCGCACCUACGAGGCCGAGACUACCGAGCGUCUGGUCAUGGACGCCCAGGGUAACGUCAUCUCGCGCAGCGUCACCGAGACCGGACACUUACCGAUCACCACAAGCUCCUACGACAGCAGCAGUAGCAGCAGCAACAACCACAGCCACAGCAAUAGCAAUAACAGGCAGAGCUCGAGCCAACACAUGACUAGUCAGCAACAUCAGCAGGUCGACGGCAGCAGUUCCGCCAACGCGAAACUGGCCAGCCUCGAUCUGUUGGCUGCCGAGCUCAUGUCGUCCUCGGGAGACGAGCGGCUGCACAAAACCAACGGCCACAUCGUACACACUUCAACGCCCUACGUUCAGAAGAACGUCCAGCACGAGCACAAGGUGGAGCAGCUGCCCAACGGCGGCCACGUCACCCUGGACAAGAGCCAGGGUCACCAGGAGGCUUACGAGGCCACGGCAAACUCCAGCAAGUACGCCGCCAGUUAUUUCGCCAGCAGUAGCGCCGUCUACGAGUCUGGUCAGCAGCAGCAGCAGCAGCAACCCUAUCAACAGGCCCUCACAUCGAACGAAACGAGCAUAGAAAAUCACCGACUGGAUAAGCAAGUCGAAUCCAACAGCAGCGGUAGCAAGACUAAAAAAACGACGAGGAGCUACGACGAGAGCAGCGAGACCGGCUGGGACGGUACCUUCACUUACGAGCAAGUCCAGACGUCACCGCGACAGACUCGCCGCACGAGCAACAACAGAUUCGAGCAGCGCCGCGAUAACGUCGACGUCCGCCAGAUCAAUAACAACCAAAGCGUGAGCUUCGACGAGGCCGAUUACGUUGCCAGCAGCCACAACAGUAGCUACAGCAAUACAGAGCUCAACCAACAGCAGCACGCCGAUCACGAAUUUGUCCGGCGCCGGCUUUUCGACGAGCAGCUCAAACAGCAGCAGCAGCAGCACAAUCAGCAGCAGCACGAAUCGAGUUACGAAGAAACGCGAUUCUAUCGCGAGGAAACAAACUCAGCCGGUAGUCCCGAGCAGCUCUUGCAGCAGCAGCAGCACUCCUCGAAUGAAUCGAAAAUCGAAAACAGACGAUCCUUCUACGACAACGUCGACGAUCAAAAUGUCCUGUACCACGAGGUGGUGCACGAGCGCAGCUCCAGCCCCGUGCACCUGGACUAUCCGUCGUUCGAGUCGAAGGAAGAACAGCGCAGCUAUUACUACGACAACGUCGACGAGCAAAGUUCCAUGUAUCACGAGGUGAUGCACCAGCGGAGCGUCAGCCCGGACUUUGUAGCGAACGAUCGUUUCGGCAACGACACCAAGAUCGACAAUCGCCGAUCGGUCUACGACAACCUCGACGAGCACAGCAGCUCGUCCAUGUAUCACGAGGUCAUACGCCAGCAGAGCGCCAGUCCCGAGCACGUGGUGCCCAUCGGACACAUCAGCAGGGAGCACGAAAUUUACCAAGACGUGUCGACCCUCGACAGCAGAAUCAGCCCCGAGCGAGUCAUCCCGGUGCAGUUCCAGAGCAGCAGCAACGCCAGCGUCAGCGAGGAGCGCGAGCUCUACCACGAGGUCGUCUCGUCGAGCAACGCGAUCGACGACAGGAGCCAGGAGCAGCUCGUGGAGACGAUCCAGCUGAACAGAGCCCGCCAGCCGAGCCCCGACUGGGUCGACAACUUCGUCACGGAGGAGCGCAUCGUCAGCGAGGAGAGGCUCGAGAGCCACGAGGACGAGAUGCUGCUGCGCCAGGUCGUGCCGCCGAACGCGCGCAACGUCACCCUCGAGGAGACCGUCAACGUCGAGGAGAUCGUCCAGACCCACACGACCAUCCUGCCCCCGCCGCCCAGUCAGAUCGUCACCGUGCAGGAGAUCGAGGUCGUCCUCGAGCCCAGCGACACCAACGAGAAGACGGUCACGACCACCUACGUCUACGACGUCAAGGACUCCUUGUACCACUCGGAGGAGAUGCACCACGAGUCGUCCAGCUUCACGUCGCUACAGGAAUACAAUUCGUCGCACGUGAAAGAAGACUAUCAACUCUACGAAGUUAUAGAAAAACCGCAGCCAGUCGUGAUUACAGAGGUAAAAGAAGAUAACUACUAUGAACAGACAGAUGCUGAAAACGUCACAACGAGCCAAAUUGACUAUCCUUUGUAUGAUCAAGUUGAUUAUCGCUCAACAAAAAUUAAACACGAAGAUAAUCUUCGUAUGGAAGGAGAUUUCACUGAAACACGCACUCGAGAUGAUUUUAAAGUUGUUAAAGGUGAAAGAGUUGAGAUCGUUAAGCAUGAAGAUAAUCUUAAAGUGGAAGGCGAAUUUGCACAGCGAGAAGUUGAAGAGUUUAAACCAGCAGAACGUCAGGUUCCUAUCAAACCACAAGAUAAUCUCAAACCCGAAGGAGAGUUUGAGCGUCCAAUAAAAACUACUGUAGGUAUUGCUGAAAGACGAACACUCAUUAAACAAUCCGAUAAUCUAAAAAUUGAGGGUGAGUUCGAAAGACCUACACAUGAAGACUUCAAACCAGCUGAACGUCAAAUCCCCAUAAAACCACAAGACAAUUUGAAACCAGAAGGAGAAUUUGAAAGACCAAUCAAAGAAAUCACUCCAGUAAAAGGUGAUCGAGCUGAUGUGAAAAAACCACAGGAUAAUCUGAAGCCUGAAGGAGAAUUUGAAAGACCAAUCAAAACAGUAAUGGGUACAACUGAAAGAAGAACACUCAUCAAACAUUCAGAUAAUCUCAAAGUUGAAGGUGAAUUUGAAAGACCAACACCGGAAGGUUUUAAACCAGCUGAACGUCAAAUUCCGAUUAAACCACAAGAUAACCUUAAACCCGAAGGGGAAUUUGAAAGACCUAUUAAAGAAGUCACUCCGACUAGAGGGGAUCGAGCAGAAAUUAUUAAACGUACUGAUAAUUUACGCAUGGAAGGUAAUAUGGAGACUAUCACGUCACGCAAUGACUAUUCUGAUUUCGUAGUGCGAGAGCGAGCUGAAGUGACGAAAUAUCAAGACAAUCUGCGAAUGGAAGGUGACUUUAUCGACACACGUACUCGUGAUGACUAUAAAGUCGUUAAAGGAGAACGAGUGGAAAUAAUUAAGCACGAAGACAAUCUGAAGCCUGAGGGAGAGUUUGAACGUCCCAUUAAAACGACUGUUGGCGCUGCUGAAAGACGCACUCUCAUCAAGCACUCCGAUAAUCUUAAGAUUGAGGGAGAGUUCGAAAGACCUUCUCCAAAAGAAAGUUUCAAACCUGCUCAACGUCAAGUUCCUAUAAAACCACAGGAUAAUCUCAAACCCGAGGGAGAAUUCGAGAGACCAAUCAAGGAAAUCACUCCAAUAAAAGGUGAUCGAGCGGAGGUUAGAAAACCACAAGACAAUCUUAAGCCCGAGGGAGAAUUUGAGCGACCAAUAAAAACAGUUAUGGGUACAACUGAAAGACGAACGCUCAUUAAACAUUCAGAUAAUCUCAAAGUCGAAGGUGAAUUCGAAAGACCUACUCCAAAGGAAAGUUUCAAACCUGCCCAACGUCAAAUUCCAAUUAAACCCCAAGACAACCUUAAACCCGAGGGAGAAUUCGAGAGACCAAUAAAAGAACUCACUCCAAUAAAGGGCGAUCGCGCUGAUGUAAGAAAACCACAAGACAAUCUUAAACCCGAGGGAGAAUUCGAGCGACCAAUAAAGCCAACUGUUGGUACAACUGAAAGGCGUACACUUAUCAAACAAUCAGACAAUCUUAAAAUUGAAGGAGAAUUUGAGAGACCAUCUCCAAAAGGUUUCAAACCAGCUGAACGACAGGUUCCGAUUAAACCCCAAGACAACCUCAAACCAGAAGGUGAAUUUGAAAGGCCAAUUAAAGAAAUUACUCCAGUAAAAGGCGAUCGAGCGGAGGUUAAAAAACCACAAGAUAAUCUUAAGCCCGAGGGAGAGUUUGAACGACCAAUCAAACCAACUGUUGGUAAGACCGAAAGACGCACGCUCAUUAAACAUUCGGAUAAUCUAAAAAUUGAAGGAGAAUUUGAAAGACCAGCUCCAAAAGGUUUUAAACCAGCCGAACGUCAAACUCCUAUUAAACCUCAAGACAACCUCAAACCCGAAGGUGAAUUUGAAAGGCCAAUUAAAGAAAUUACUCCAGUAAAAGGUGAUCGCGCUGAUGUGAAAAAACCACAAGACAAUCUAAAACCCGAGGGAGAAUUCGAACGUCCCAUCAAAUCUACUGUUGCUAAGACUGAAAGGCGCACACUUAUAAAACAAACAGACAAUCUAAAAAUUGAAGGAGAAUUUGAAAGACCAACACCACAAAGUUUCAAACCAGCUGAACGAUCAGUUUCUGUAAGGCCACAAGAUAAUUUAAAACCAGAAGGAGAAUUCGAAAGGCCUUUGAAAGAAACUAGUCCUCUGAAAGGCGACCGUGCUGAUGUGAAAAAGCCACAAGACAAUCUUAAACCCGAGGGCGAAUUUGAAAGACCAAUCAAACCAACCGUGGGCGCUGCUGAAAGACGCACACUCAUUAAACAAUCCGAUAAUUUGAAAAUUGAGGGUGAGUUCGAUAGACCAUCUCCAAAAAGUUUUAAACCAGCUGAAAGACAAGUCCCAAUUAAACCUCAAGAUAAUCUCAAGCCAGAAGGUGAGUUCGAAAGACCAAUUAAGGAUGUCACUCCAACUAGAGGCGACCGAGCGGAAAUUGUUAAACAUACUGACAACUUGCGCAUGGAAGGUAAUAUGGAGACCAUCACAUCACGCAAUGACUAUUCCGAUUUUAUAGUACGAGAGCGAGCGGAGAUAACGAAGUAUCAAGAUAAUUUGCGAAUGGAAGGUGACUUCGUAGAUAUGCGUACUCGUGAUGACUACAAAGUCGUUAAAGGUGAGCGCGUAAACGUCGUGAAACAUGAAGAUAAUCUUAAAAUCGAAGGAGAGUUUGAAAGACCUAAGCCCACAGAAUUUAAACCCGCCGAGAGACCAAUUGUCAAAAAACCAGUUGAUAAUCUGAAAGUAGAAGGUGAAUUUGAUAUGCCAGAAAAAUCUAAAACCGUACCUGUAGCUGAAAAACGAACUAUAAUAAAACAUGAGGAUAAUUUGAAAAUUGAAGGUGAUUUUGUUCAAAAAGAGGUUGUUCAAGCUCCAGUUGUAACUGAAAAGAGAACAAUGAUUAAACAAAAAGAUAACCUCAAGGUAGAAGGUGAAUUUACUAAAAAAGAAGUUCCUCGAGCCCCAGUAAUCACUGAAAAAAGAACGGCAAUUAGGCAAAAAGAUAAUCUGAAAGUAGAAGGUGAAUUUGUGAAAAAGCAAGUAGUUCAAGCUCCAAUUGUUACAGAAAAGCGAACUGCAAUAAAGCAUCAAGACAACUUAAAAGUCGAAGGAGAAUUUGCAAAGAAGGUAGUCACAAAAGCACCUAUUAUCACUGAAAAACGAACAGUAAUUAAACAUCAAGAUAAUCUUAAAGUAGAAGGGGAAUUUGCUAAAAAGGAAGUGAAAAAGGCUCCUGUUAUUACCGAAAAACGAACGGCCAUUAAACAAGUGGAUAACUUGAAAAUUGAAGGUGAUUUCGCUAAAAAAGAAGUUGUUCAAGCACCGAUUGUAACUGAAAGGCGAACAGCUAUCAGGCAACACGAUAAUCUUAAAGUAGAAGGUGAAUUCACAAAGAAAAAGGUUGUUGAAACCCCAGUUGUUUGUGAGAGACGUACGAUUAUUAAGCAAAAAGAUAAUCUUAAAAUUGAAGGCACAUUUGAAACUCCAAAAAGUAAGCCACUUGGACCAGCUGAAAAACGUGUUCCAAUUAGACAUUCUGAUAAUCUGAAACCAGAAGGAAACUUCGAGAGACCGAAACCCAAGUCAUACAAACCUGCUGAACGUCCCUCGCCCAUAAGACCUCAAGAUAAUUUGAAACCGGAAGGCGAAUUCGUCAGGCCAGUAAAAGAAAAGGGACCUAUCAAGGGUGAUCGUGCUGAUGUAAAGAGACCACAAGACAAUCUUAGACCCGAAGGCGAGUUUGUACGACCAAUAAAAGAAAAGAGUCCACUUAAAGGCGAUCGCGCUGAAGUAAAGAAACCUCAAGACAAUCUUAGACCCGAAGGCGAGUUUGUACGACCAAUAAAAGAAAAGAGUCCUAUUAAAGGUGAUCGCGCUGAAGUCAAGAGGCCUCAAGAUAAUUUGAAACCUGAAGGCAAAUUAGACAUUCCACAAAGAUCCAAACAAACAACCACAGUCAGCGAAAGACGAUCUGCCAUUCGCCACGAAGAUAAUCUCAAAGUGGAAGGAAAAAUGGAAAUUCCAUCGAAACCGAAAGAGUCACCAACAGUAUUCGAAAGACGCACUGUUAUUAAACACGAGGACAAUCUUCGCAUGGAAGGAAAGAUGGAUAUUCCUCAAAAACCGAAAGAAUCAUCGCCAGCUAGCAUCGAGCGUCGUACAGUUAUCAAACAACAUGACAACCUUAAGAUGGAAGGUAAAAUGGAAAUGCCGCAAAAACCAAAAGACGUCACUACAAUUACCGAAAGACGCACAGCCAUUAAACAACAUGACAACCUUAAGAUGGAAGGUAAAAUGGAAAUGCCGCAAAAACCAAAAGACGUCACUACAAUUACCGAAAGACGCACAGCCAUCAAACAACAUGACAACCUUAAGAUGGAAGGUAAAAUGGAAAUGCCACAAAAAUCAAAAGACGUUACUACAGUUACCGAGAGACGCACAGCCAUCAAACAAGCGGAUAAUCUCAAAAUCGAAGGUAAAAUGGAGAUGCAGCAAAGGGCUAAGGCUCCAUCUCCCGUGGCAAUCGAACGUCGAACCAUCAUUAAGCACGAAGACAAUUUGAAAAUGGAAGGUAGGAUGGAAAUGCCGCAGAGGCCGAAGGAACCUUCUCCAGCUCCAGCCGAAAGUCGAACGAUCAUCAAGCAACACGUUGAAAGAAAAGUUGAAAUGUCACAAACAGCGAAGGCUCCGUCUCCGGUUACGAUGGAACGUCACACCGUCAGUAAACAACAGGCGCACAUGAAGAUUGAGAACGAAGUGACGAAACGUCAAUCAGAGCAGCGGGAAGUUAAGCAGCAGCACCAUGAAGAGCGAGCUAGUUCUGUUCAUAAAUCGACUGAACAACGCAAAGUCAUGCAACAAUCAGAUCUACGCCGGGAAUCCCACUUCCAGCGUUCACUACGCGUCGAAGACAAGAAUCAACAGCAGCAGCAGCAGCAACAACAACAACAACAAGUUAUUAAAAAAGUCGUACAAAUUCCAUACAGACCCGAGCCUCAUGUACGAGUGGAAAGUCACGAAUUCAACAAACAAGUCCGUCAAACUCUGGAUCAGGAUUAUUACGCACAGAUCUUAGCACAGCCGAAACUAACGACAGAAGUGGUAAGGCGAGAAAACGUUCACAGCUUCGAAGGUCGAGAAGUGCCGGCGUCAGUCAACAACGUCCGCACCAGUCUUCACAACGAGUCCAAGCUCGUAUCCGGUGCUCACAUCAGCAGUACCGAGGUACGCGAGGCUCGACCGGUGAGCUUGGCUCGUCUCGACGAUCAGUACGAACGGCGCCAGCAUCAGAGCCUCGUACGUCAACGACAGGAGCAAUUGGAGCGCCAGCAGCGCACCAUGACGACGAGCAACCAUCAGCAGCAUGAGCAACAGCAUCAGCAGCAGCAGCAACAACAACAGGAAGUUCAGCGAACGAGCUCGGGCCACAAGCGCUGGAAUCUGAUCGAAUCGAAAACCGACAUCAGCAACACGGCGCUGCACAGACGCAUAGCCAGCGCCGAGCGAGACGGCCGAAUGGAGCAAACCUCGUUCCACGAGAUGGUGGACCAGAGUCGGGAGACGCGCAGCAGCGUGCAACGCAACGGUGGCGAGCCCAUCGUCAGUCAGAGCUACGCCAGGGAGACCCGAGUGCAUCGAUCGCCGCCUAAGGAUAAUUUGCAGGUGCAGGCACCACAGCAUCAACAGCAUCAGCAUCAGCAACAGCAGCAAAGAAUCGAGUCGUCGUCGUCGAACCAGAGUCACGAACGUCGCUCCACCGAGAGGUCCCACGUCCGGAUGGAGCGAGGCAGCGAGGAGCAACGCGUUUCCUCUUCGAGCACCUACUCCACGGUGCAAGCGCCGUGUCCAACUGCUCUUCUCCAGGACGAGAAGGCCCAGUUCAAGCAUACUCGGGACACGCAGCGCCACAAAUUUUACAUACCCGUGGUAGAAACCAACUGAUCACUGCGUUUCUUCAAGUGCAUUUCUCAACGCCCCUGUAUUUCGUUCAGCAUACAAAUCGAUUUGGACUGUGAUAAAUAUUCGUGAACCGCGCCACAUCGUUUACUCUUUACCCUUCUCCGGUCGUAAAUUUUAAUUUCUAUACCUCAUUGCAGUGGUGUCGGCUGGUGCUCAAACUUCACAAAACUCAUCGAGUGCUCCAUCAUACCGAUCUUGUCUUUUACUUUAUUUCUCUUUUAUCAUAUUUGUUAUGUAAUGAGAUCUGCAAAGUAAACAUUUCAACUAGACUUUUAUUUAUUAUAUGUUUGUAAAACGUAAAUUACAUUUAAGCAUAUUGUUGUCGCUUCAUAAAGACAACCAUGCGGUGCUACGUGCUGCUGCACCGAGCGUUGCCAUAUAUAUUUACUGUCAUUUUCUAAAAUUUUCAUAUUAAUCAUUGUAAUCCGAAAAACAAAGAAUAUAUGUUAUUAUAUUAUUAAACAUUGUCAUAAAUAUAUAAAAAAUGAAUGUUAUAUAAAAUAAGAAAAAAAUUAUUUAACUUAAUCUAUGCAAUUGUUGAUUGAUAAUCAAAUGCUUACACCAUUUUUUGACGUAUUUUUAUAUACAAUGAUCACAAUUAUUCUUUUUAUUUUACUUUUUAAUAAAAUUCGUUUUAUUAUUUGCUAAUCCCCUUUUUAUGACAUGUCCAAUGUAAUUAACCUGUUGAUUAUAAUAAUAAACUUUGCUUACAUUUA
Messenger RNA from Trichogramma pretiosum, 9355 nucleotides. It is a transcript of the gene Sdb, whose product is annotated as trichohyalin. Lineage: Eukaryota; Metazoa; Arthropoda; Insecta; Hymenoptera; Trichogrammatidae. Gene Ontology annotation, biological process: microtubule anchoring. The transcript is spliced from 3 exons. Gene Ontology annotation, molecular function: microtubule binding. Bases 300 to 8621 code for a protein of 2773 amino acids. The record is from RefSeq and is a predicted model, not a curated record. Gene Ontology annotation, cellular component: axonemal microtubule; sperm flagellum; cytoskeleton.